Molecule: messenger RNA, 2466 nt
Organism: Harpegnathos saltator (Jerdon's jumping ant)
Lineage: Eukaryota; Metazoa; Arthropoda; Insecta; Hymenoptera; Formicidae
Exons: 3
Coding region: 153-659 (168 amino acids)
Biological process (GO): innate immune response; central nervous system formation
Cellular component (GO): extracellular region
Molecular function (GO): growth factor activity; Toll binding
Source: RefSeq, a predicted model, not a curated record
UUGAUACGCUCUUGUUGCAGGUGGUUUGGCUGACCGCAGUCCUGUGCCCAAGGCUUGCUGCCGCCAACAAUCUGACUUUAUCCAUUUCCUCUCGAAAGAACAAGGAACAUCUUUUCAAGGGGCAUCUUCCUCAUUUCUCACUGGAAGGGCUGAUGAACAAGCGAAUGUCACUUCGAGAUAUGGAGCAUCUCCUGCAUAAGGAAUCAGGCAGCAAUGGCCACGCGGUCGAGUGCUGUCCCUCGACUGUGGAUAUGGUGGAACCGGUCGGCGGUCGAAAUCGACGAAACAUGUUCGUCCAGCUCUUUCGAAACGGCGAUAUUACCCAGAGGUUCUUCGAGUACUCCUGUAGGGCAGACGUCCUCGACCGGCCGUGCAAGUUCAUCGACUGGAGGUUAAGCAACCGGUCCAAAUGCGUGCAGAAGUUCGCGUACGUGUAUGCUAUCGUCAACACUACUAGCGAACAGGACUACAACAAUGAAGGAUACGAUCCCUUCGACACCAGGACCGAGUGGACGCUGGACUACAUCAGGGUGCGCAGCGGCUGCAGCUGCGAGAUCAUGCCGAAGCCGAAGAGGAAGAAAUCCAUAUCGAACAAGACGAGGAGGGCGAAGAGCAAAUCGCGCCAGCCGAGAGAACAGGAGCUGGAUGUCGAGAUGUGAGAGCGUCGAUUCGCGCGUUCUCAAUGACAGUACAUUGUGCGUGUAAUUGUGUUGCGAUUAACCAAUGGUAGAGGGGAGAAUGCGCGAAUGCAAGAUUUUUCACAUGCGGGACAGACAGGUGUGCGCGGAGAGAGUAUUUAAUAUAGUCGUUGGAUCGCAGAACGCAAUGGAAACGUUACCAACGAUCGUAUCAUCGAUUUUCUGAUGACAAUUAAUUACGCAAUUAAUUUAUUAGACAUUACCGGGGGCGAGGCGUGUCGUUUUGUGAAUGGUGCGCCCGCCGUCAAUUCAUCGUUUUGUACUCCUUGGUGUUUCACUUACGAAUAUCUCUCAUUAGCGUAUGCGUCUUAAAUAUCUCUUUUUUCCCUCUAUUUAUUACAAAUUUUACGUCGAAUAGGAAGAAUUUGCGCGGACUAAAGGUAGAUGUUGCUUCGCACCACCGUACUAUUCGCCGAUUUUCAAGACAUGUUCUCACAGCGGUAGAACGACGACGAUCGUUAACGAAUAUUAACGAUCCGGACUCUUCUCGCGACGAAGGACGGACUGCGGCCGACUAAUGAUCGCCACUCGAGGAGCGACGUUUCGGGAUGAUAUCGGGAUAUAUACUUUGGCUUCGCCAAUAAUUACUUCUUAACGAGAUACGAGAGAUAUAUCUCUCGUCGCGCAUGUCACUUACUUUAGAGCUUUAGCUUACUAAAUCCAAUCUAUAUCCUUCGUUUUACAUGCGGCCAGUUUUCCAUUCUGUACUUUUACUUGUAUAUUAUAAAUUUGUAUGUGUACUCGAUAAGGCUUAUGCGGUAGUCUUAAUAGGUUUAGUAACCGGCGAUUUUAAUUAGUUUAACUCACCGUGUCUAAACAUAGAUCUGCAACGCACGUCGUUACGUCACCAACGAGGACACGCGCGCGAACUGUAGUUCUACCGAAAUCUAUCGAUGAAAAAAAAAAAGGAAGAAAAUGAGGAAAGAUAUAUUCAACUGAUAACGACUAUUAUCGGCGUAGGAGGCACCGAUUUGGGACGACUGCAACGACUGCGGACGGACGUUGGAUGCGCCAAUAGCCAUGACAAUUAUUGAUAAAUCUGAUUAUCGUAAGAAGAAGAAGAAGAUAUCGCGGAAGAAGGUACUUAUGCGUAAAAGGAGAACAAAAAGGUGCCGUUCUAACUUUAAGUUCUCGUCCUUGUGCGGUCUGUCACUGCGCAUCGGGAUGCGAUUCACGCGAGAUAUAAAUAAAGUAAGGCAAAGCUAACGAACGCGCCAACUGUUUUCCCCCUUCUUUACCGGUAAAUCUAUUUUGCACGGUGGCCAUUGAUGCCUUCGGCUGCUUCUCCGUGCAUCAAUGAGCGCGCUACGCGCGUUCAUUCGCGAGGAGAUUUGUAACUUUUAAUCCACGAAAGGUAGCUCUAUGUUGUAUUGCGUUAAUUCCCCGAGAGAUCUUUAAUACACAUGCGUGUACAUAUCACCGCGCGAGAAAUACACAAGCCGCUGUUUAUUUGCCUCGCGAUGUUUAUGUAUGUUCCGCAAUAAUAUUAUCCAGAGUGAACAGUGUUUUAACACAGAUAACGAUAUAACAGCCAUGUCAACGCGAUUGAAUUGACAUGGCUGUCUAGUUACUCCCCUCUUCCCCUCCCUCUCCCCCCCGGCAGAUGUUACACUUCGCCGUUUUAUUGCCGUAUUAAUAAUUCACGUGAAUUCGGGCUGAUUGAGUAUUUGUUGUAUUUAUACGUAACAUCGUGAACGUGCGCGCAUGUUUCCUGUAUCAUGUAAACAUUGUACAUAAACGUCAUUAAUACACUUGUUACAAAACCUGA